Molecule: messenger RNA, 867 nt
Organism: [Torrubiella] hemipterigena
Lineage: Eukaryota; Fungi; Ascomycota; Sordariomycetes; Hypocreales; Clavicipitaceae
Source: the annotation of a GenBank genome assembly
AUGGCUCCCACCGCAAAGGUCGAAUAUGACGCCAAGUUUACAGACGCUGUCAUUGCCUCCAUUGGUGAUGGAACAGACCCGCGUCUCAAAGAAAUUAUAACAUCGCUUAUUCGUCACUCCCAUGACUUCUUCAGGGAUAUCAACCUCAACACUGAUGAAUUUAUGACGGGUCUCAAGUACAUCAACUGGGCUGGUCAGAUGAGCAACGAGCGCCGUAAUGAAGGCCUGCUGUUGACAGACAUCCUGGGGCUAGAAAGUCUUUCUGAUGAAAUCACAUACAAAAAUGCGGCAGCAAACAGUGAUGUCACAUCGAGUGCCAUUUUAGGACCCUUCUGGCGCGAAGACACACCCCAUCGUGACUUUGGCACAACCAUUUCGUUCGACACACCAGCGGAUGCCGAGGUUGCGUACAUGUUUGGAGUUGUACGUGACGCAAAGACAGGAAAGCCUAUUCCGAAUGCGACUGUCGACAUCUGGGAGGCAUCGACCAAUGGCCUCUAUGAGCAACAAGAUCAAAACCAGCGAGAACAUAAUCUCCGAGGCAUCUUUACCACAAAUGCUCAAGGCGAAUAUGCGUUAUACUGUAUUCGUCCAACGCCAUAUCCUGUUCCCAACGAUGGGCCAGCUGGUAAGCUGCUAGAGCUUCUUCAAAGGCAUCCCUACCGGCCUGCUCAUAUCCAUUUGAUGGUCAAGGCCAAUGGCUACUUGUCCAUCACUACCCAAAUCUUUGACAAGCGGACGAAAUAUCUGGAGGAUGAUAGCGUCUUUGCGGCCAAGGGAGAUUUGCUAGUUGAUUUUGUGCCACGUGAGGGAGAUCCAGAGGCGAAGCUGCAAUGCGAAUACAACAUUGCUCUGGCACCUCAGUAG